AUGACGCCGCCGCCCGCGGUUCGCACACCGUCGACACCGCCCGCGCGCCCAUCCAAGACGCCGAAGACGACCGAGACGGCCGCGCCGACGACGCCGUGGCACGAGCGUUUAGCGACCAAGGUGUAUGCGGGACGGCUGGAAGUUAGAGCGACGCACGUGCGCGAGCCUAUCCUCGAGGCCGACGCGGCGUUGCUGAUCAUCCGCUGGGCCGCGUUAUUAUCGCCGCGGACGCCCGUCGUCGAGCUCACGUUGGACGACGCUUCUCUGGAUUUAGAUGCGGAAAUGUCGGCGUCGCCACCGCCGACGACGAAAGCUGACGCCGUCUCGGCGGUGCUGUCGUGGCUCGUCCUGCGCUUACUGGCAUUACUCCUCAGCGACGCGCGCAUCGUGCUGAGGAGGUGCCGCGUCGCGCGGAAGCAGUACGUCGCGACGGUCGCGAGCGCUACCGUGGACGUCUCGCUCUCGCCGCCGCGCGUCGCCGCCGCGACGCCGCGCGACGCCGUCGCGAGCGCCCUCCGCGCCGCGGCCGCCGGCGCGGCCGGCACGCGCGGAUCCGUCGCUCUCGCGGCCGAGGGCGUCGACGCGAAGCGCCGCGCGGGCGAACAAGUACUGGCGGCCGACCGCCUGAGCGGAAGCGGCUGCGUGGGCAUCUCACAUGCGACGUCACUCGAAAUUUCGGGAGAGGCCGACGGCGCCUCCGUACGAGGGCGCGAGCCCCAGGCGUUCCGCGCGACUUUGACCGCGAUGUUGCGCGACGGCGCCGUGGAAAGUGGCGACGGCGCCCUCACGGCCGCGACGGCCGCCGAGGACGCUCUUAGUAUAGCGCUGUCCAUUGAAAAUGGCCGGCGCUCCUUGAAGGUCGAAGUUUCAAAGCCGCUCGACGAGGUGCUGCCCCGCGCUUGGAUGGACUACUUCGGUAGUGGCGACACCUCAAGUGCGUUAGACAUAGAACUCGAGGCGAAGGCGAGGACGCGCGUCGGGUUAGCGAACGACGACGGGUCGGUGGUCGCGUUAGUUGUCGAAGAGGGCGGCCGCCUCGCCACGUCCAAUAAUACGACGAAGGCCUCAGCUUCGCUCGAAAUUGACAUAGACGACGACACGGUUUUGAGGGUCGAGGACGCGCGGCUCGACGCGACGCCAUCCCAAACCGCGAUCCACGCGGCCUCUGCGAUAAUAAGGUGCACGCCCUCUCAGUCAAAGAUCGUCGAGGGCCUCAUGCCCACAAACACAACGACGAAGGGCAAAUUACGACUCGACGUCAAGCGCCUCGAGUGCACUUUAUUUGACGGCGCCGACGCGUCGGACCGAAGGGCCUUCUGCGUCCAUCUUUUCCUUAUGAAUCUGGCGGCCGUCGCCGACAAUGAUAAGGUCGCGGCGCGCUGCGGACAAUGUGAAAUAUUCUCGAGGGGCCCGCGCGCGACGUCGGACGCCCCAGCCCUCAAGGCAUUCAGCGAAGGUGGGGAUGCUCUGAUCGUGCGGUCGUCUCCGGAAAAAUUGGAGGUCGCUUUGGCUGUCGUAAAGGCGGACCUCGACGAGGCGGCGCUAGUUGAUAUGAGAGGGUGUGCGGACGCGUUUGCAUCAUCCUCGUCCAGUGUUGGUGACGUCGCCGUGACGGCGACGACCGCGACGGUCGCUUAUAGAGUUGCAAAUGGCGCCGUGACGUGCGAAGGCGACAAUUUACGCUACGCGACGAACGAGGCAUCAUUGGCUUCACUUAACAUAAGGGCGGGUCCGUACGAAAAGGACCUCAUAAACGCGUCGACCGUGUCCCUGGAAAUUAAUGAAGCGUACCGCGUCCAAUGCGAGGCCUGCGACGUAUGUUAUCAGGGCGCGGCCUGGGGUGUUGUGUUAGAGGCGUGGGCCGAGGCGCUGCCUUCGUCAUCAACUACUUCUGAGGACACGGUCUUCGCCCUAAAGGCGCAGCGCGCGACGGUCGGCGCGCCUGGUUCCCGCGCGGGGUUGAGAAUGGCUCGUUUAUCCGCCUCCACCGUCGAGUGCGCCGUCGACGGGUUGGGAAGAUGGGCCGUCGCCGCCAAACGGCCGCGGCUCGAGACAUUUGACAAUUCUUCCGUGAAGCAGCUCGCCGACCUGGGUGGCGAACUUUCAUGUACGGUCGAUUGGGCGUCGGACGACGGCUUGAUUGUUAAAGCAAGGGCGCCGGCCGUCCGCGCGACGGUAGCGUUAACGAGGUACGACCACGAUUUAAUAAGGACAGUGGUGUGGCGCACGUUGUCUGGCGGCGACGACCCCGUCGUGCCUUCCGACAAGAGUUUGAGGGUCGAAGUCGAGGCGGGCGCCGCCGACUUGAGACUCGAGGACGUCGGGCGGAUCGCGUCGACGGGCGUGCGAUUGGAAGUGAUACGACCCCACGGCGCCUUUACCACAUUUGCAGUUAAGUGCGCGGCCGCCACGGUCUACGACCGAGCUAGGAAGACCAUCGCGUCGCCCGAGAGCACUGGUGCAGAUGCCUUCGAGUUUAGUGUAGGACACGGCGACGCCGACCUGAACGGUAUAAGGGCGUCGCUCACGUCGUUGACGGCUAGACAUACAUCUAUAAUCUGGCGCGCCGAGGCCUGGUGGGCCUUCCGGGAUUUCUUUCGCUACGAGUACGUCCGCGAUGCGCGGGACGGCCCUUCCAAUGAUUUUCCUCCUACCGUGGAAGACGACCGGCCCUAUGGCUUUCGCCUAGCGCUGGAGAAGGGCCGCGUCGCCUUACCGCCGUCGCGCAAGAGGACGACUUCAUUAGAACUGCGCGGCGCGUCCGUAACCUACGACUACGACUCGCGCGAGGCCUCUCAUAGAGGCGCGUGGACCGCGGUUGACGUAAACGCUGUUUGUGGAUCGCUGACACUGGAAACCGUGGCCAAGGCGUCGAUCCAUCUCUCGCCGGACGGGACGCGACGCCAUAUUAUUAUAGAGGGCGCCAAGGCCAUCAAGGCACCUUCUGAUGAUGUUUUUGCGGACGGCGUCAGGGACGCCUUCGGGUGUGUGUACCGGGCGCUCGGGUACGACGACGACGUUUCUGAUGAGACGCCUUCUUCAUUAUUACUGCUCGAGGCGCGCGUCGAUAGCAUCACGGGUAUUGUUGGAGACCGCGAGGUAUCAAUAAAGAGUCUCGCCUACGGCCGCCGGCGCGCUUCCCCUCAAAAGGCGUGGCUCGAGGCCGCGCGCGCCGCGUCCGUCGAGGUCUCUUCCGUACAAAAUGACGCGCGCGGCAUCCUCGGGCGACUAGCACUGAACGCGGCCCCGAAAAGCGUCGCCGGUUCAUUAGAACAGGGCUUCCGGGCCGACGCGCAGGACGACGGCGCCUGGGUGUUGGACGUGCCUCGUGUUUCUGUCCUAGAGCCCGGGGCCAUAGCGUCAUUAGUGGACGCGAUGGCCACGCACGCGCCGUCCUCAAAUGAAGCAGGGAGUUUAAGAUUGGCCCUCGGGGCGCUGGUCGUGCAGGCGUCCCCCGAGACGAUCAUACAAACGGGCGCCUGCCGAUUGACAAGAGACGCCGACAGCACGUCCGCGAAUGUGAAAGAUGUGUCCUUGACCGUCGACGAUGAUAGCGUGAUAGCGUGCGCCGCGCUCACGCUGUCGUCGUUCCGCGGGCGCGUGGCCGUGGCCUGCGACGCGUUAUGUCGCGUCGACGCCGCGCGAUUGAAUGAUGCGAAGGAGGCGCUAACGAACCUCGCGGCGCUCGCUCCAAAAAGCGGCGACGCGUCGCAGGAACCUUUGACGCUGGCCGUCGGCGACCUCGACGUGGCGCACGGUGCUUCUGUGUUGAAAGGCUCGCUGACCGCGGCCUAUUCAGGUACCAAGGUCGACGCACACCUGCAGACGGUCGAGGCGACGCACGGUGCUUUGAUACUUGCGGCCCCUUCGUCAAUCGACGUCACGUUUGAAACAAACACCGGGGUGUUGACUGCCGAGGCGGCGCCGGUCGACUUGAGAGCGGGCGCGGUCGCCUGCCGCUUCGGUAAGAUAAACCUGCGGCGCGACGGCCGGGGCACGGCUUUGAUAGGACGCUCCAUGAGUGGCGGCACGGCGACGUGCCAAGUUAAACUAGAACCGGACGACGGCAACCCGGCGCGGCCGACGGCGGUGCUCGCCUGGGAAUCCGAUGCAGGCUGGGACGCCGUGUUGGUCGCGGACGUCCCAUUAAAGGCCGACCCCUUGGACGUGCAGUUGCGGACCCUGCCGCGCACCACCGUUUCCAUUGAUGUCGGCGGGACGGCCGUCGAUAUUCGAGACGCGUCCCUCGCGUGGGAGGCGGGCGCGCUGAAAAUCAACGACGCCGCCGUGUCUGUGGGUGCGACGUCAUUUACGACCUCGGUACAAAUCGAUGCAAGCAUACCGCGGAUCUCCGUCCACGCGCCUUUACAAUACGAGCUGCCGCCCCACUUCGCGAAAGCAAUCAAGAGUGUGGUAUCCGUUCUCAUGGCGGGCGGUGGUUCAGAAGAGUGCCGUGCCGCGUCGCAGUUGAAGGAGGGCGCGUUCCCUAUGUUAGACGACGUUCUAUCGUUGUACGCCGCCCUCGGUACACGCGACGAAGAGGCAAUGCCGCGCGUGCGGACCUUCGCCGGCGCCAAACUAGGCUUAGUGUUGGUGCGGAGGGGGGCCCGAAUUAUUGUGGAGGAGGUCGGCGGCGACGAGGCCCGGGUCCUGGGCGUGCGCAAAGGUGAUACUUUAUUGGAGGUCGCUGGCACGAAAAUUACCAAUCAUACGGUAGCGGACGCGGCCCGGUUGAUCGGCGCGGCGGAGCGGCCGUUGUCAUUGACGUUAUUAGCCCCUGUUGUUCCUAAGGAGGCGUCACCGCUAUCCAUCGAGCUCGCUUUGCAUGGCGGCGCUUCUCUCAUUUUGACGCGAAAUGAUUCUACACCAUUAUUGAAAGUGUCCCUGGAUACGAUAGCGGUCUCCGCGACGAAGAUCGACGUUACUGGCCUAGGAAUAGACGGGUUUAGAUCGAACGCCUGGGAGCCCGUGCUCGAGCCCUGCGGCGCUACCUUAGUUUUGGCCACAGAGGGCGCCGCCGUGACUUUUACAGAAGAGCUGCGCGUGAACGUCUCGUCGUCCCUGGUGACUACCGCAAGGGAGGCCUGCGCGCCUCUUCGUGGAGAGGGAAACGCAGGAACCCAGAAGCUGGCGCUGUCGUCGCCCUCCACCGCCAUAUCGUUCAUCGAGGGCGGGCCCGAGGAGCCGCAGCGCGAGGCCUUUGUUGUGACGGUGGACGGUUUGUUCGCGACCUACGAGAGCGGUUUGAACCUGAGGCUGGCGUGUACAUCGAUCCAAGUCGACGCGCACGGCGACGCGGCGUUCCCCGUCGUGUUGCGGCCCACGCCCAAAAGAGACGAGGAGGAGUCGAACGCGCCCUUCGUGGCUUUGUCCAUAGAUGGCAAUGAUGAUAGUUUGGGCGGUGCGCUGCACGUGACGCGAUCUCUAGAUUUGAAUAUCGACGAGGCCACCGUCGUCCGGGCGCUGGCUUUGUUCCAGGCGCUGCAACUAUCGUCGUCUUCACAAUCGUCACGUCAAAUCGGCCGCGUCGCCGCGUCGCGGUUAAAGGCCCGAUUGUCCGUAAGGUGGUCGUCGACGGGCGACACCGUCGCGCCCGAGCUCGCCGCCUGUUUGCCGGCUAUUGAUACAUCGUCGACCCUACGAAAGUUACUCGACGUCUUCGCGGCGGUUGAAAGAUCUAGAGUGACGCUGCCGCCCUUUGAGGUCGAGGGCUGUCAAGAUACCAAGGCGUUGACAACCAUAGCCGCCCAGCACUACAAGAAGGCCUUCUCGAAGAACGCGUUGGAAAUUGCCGGGAGUCUACGGGCGUUGGGCAACCCGCUGGGCCUCGCCAGAGGUAUACAAAGAGGCCUCGAGGACGCGGUGCGCGAACCCAUACAAGGCUUGUUGAACGCUCAAUCAUCGGACGAGCCGCUCGAGGCCUUUGCGGUCGGCUUCGAACGAGGCGCGCGCUCGUUGGCGAAGCACGCGGUGGGCGGCACAGCUGGAAGUCUAGCACAAAUCACGGGAAACAUUUCGAGGGCCGCCUCCCACCUAGCUUUAGAUGAUGCCUACCUCGCGGCCCAAAGGGCCAAGGACGAUGCCAGAAGAGACGGCGACGCCGCGGGCGUUAUUGACACUCGAGAAGAGGACAUCGCGGCCGUCGACGGCCUCGCGAGCGGCUUCGAUUCGUUUGUCGGCGGGAUUGUGGAUGGCGUCACCACUCUAGUCCAGGCGCCAGUCCGCGGCGCCGAGGCCGGCGGCGCGGUCGGUGCGGCCAAGGGCGCGGCGAAGGGCGCUAUAGGUAUGGUCGUCAAACCUGUGGUAGGUGUGGCCGAUGCUGCGACCGAUGUUCUCAGAGGUAUUCGGGAUACGACGGACGAUGUGGAUGAGGACGGCGACGAGGAUCGACGGGUGUUGGAUUUGUUGCGCGAUUCCGUUUCAUUGCAAAAACGACCGGCUCGGGCGCUUUAUGGAAGGGAGCGCGUGUUGCGGGCGUAUUCUUAUAAUGAUGCGCGGGCUUUAUCGAUGCUCCUCCAGGCGUGCGACGAGCUGCUUGGUGAUCUUCCACCCGGCGCGGACGCUUUUUUGGAGAGAGUUUCUCUGGGAAACUCAUCGGAGCUCGUCGUGGCCGAGGGCGCCGUGGCCUUGCUCCGCGAGACCGGCGUCGACUUCGUGGCGCCCGCUUCCCUAGUCCUCGGCUGCAAGCGCGAGAAAUCAGGUGAGGCGGUCGUGCUCAUCGCGGCCGCGGCGCCGACGUCGGGCUCCGUGGCCGAGCCGCCGCGGCGGCACGUCGUGCCGUUCGCGUCCGAGGCGCACGGGGACGCGCUCGCGGACGCGGUCGGGGAUAUUCUUGCUCGCCGCGCUCUUGAGGCGGUGCCUAGCUUUUAACUUGGUGUUUUGUGGU
Molecule: messenger RNA, 6886 nt
Organism: Pelagomonas calceolata
Lineage: Eukaryota; Pelagophyceae; Pelagomonadales; Pelagomonadaceae
Source: the annotation of a GenBank genome assembly